GGCAGGCAUCGCCAUCGUCGAAGACUCGCCGGGGGAAGUCUCCGCCUCCGGGUCCGUCAGGUAGUUUAUCCAUGACGAUCGCUUGCUUGCGAACCGGCCAGCCCCUGCACAUGGCAACUAACGAGGACGACUUCGCCUCUCCCGCGUCGCGCUGCCGACUUGCUCCACCACACACAGCUUCUUUUCCCUCGGCGUGCUUGCUUAGCUCUUCGCUGUUAAACGCGGCAUCCGCAUGAUCUAAUCCUCUCCGAGCUCGUCUUACGCUACGCAUGGGAUGAUCUUGGUGCGGCAGCUCGGUUCGAAGGUUCCUACAACGACUUGAUCCCGCUCCUAUAACUUCCCCCAGCUCGGACCCGCCGCCACCGCAGUCAACAGCGUACAUUCCUACAGCUAGAGUUUGCUUCCUUCUUUCGUAUUCCAUCGAGCGCGCGCGUGUGUGCAUAUAUGGUUCUGGUCAUGCCCAGGUCAUGGCUCGCCGGCCUGCGUUCUCGGCUCGGCGGCACCAGCGCCAGCGAGGACGGGCUCGGCAUCCUCGCCUUCGAGGCGGCGGCGGCCAUGUCGCGGCUGGUGUCGCUCCACCGCUCGCUCUCCGACGAGGAGGUCCGGCGGCUCCGCGGCGACGUCCUGCGCGGCGAGGGCGUCGCACGGCUCACCUCCACGGACCAGUCCCUCCUGCUCCGCCUCGCGUGCGGCGAGCUCCUCGCGGACCUCGACCGCGCCGCCGCCACCGCCGCGCGCCUCGGCGCGCGGUGCCGCGGCCCGGACGCGCCGUUCCUACACAGCUUCGACCUCGUCUACGCCGACGCGAAGCGGGGAGGGGGCGGCCUCGCGCGGCUCGACGCGGCGGUCGGGUUCUCCCGGGGCGCGGGGAAGCGGCUCAGGAAGAUGGAGCGGCACGUGGCCGCGACGGCCAAGCUGUACGCGGAGAUGGACGCGCUCACGGAGCUGGAGGCGUCGGAGCGGCGGAUGGAGCAGUGGAUGCAGCACAGCGGGCCCAUCCCCGCGCAGUCGUCCAAGACCAAGCGGGACGAGCCGAGCGAGAAGCUGUUGCGCGAGCUCAAGCUGCAGCGGCACAAGGUGCGGCGGCUCAGGGAGGGCUCGCUGUGGAGCGUGCCCGUCCACAAGGCCACCAAGCUCAUGGCCAGGUCGGUGCUCGCCGUGCUCGCGCGCGUCUCCCUUGCCUUCGCCGCGGUCGUGCCGGGCUUGCCGCCCCCGUUAGCAGCAGGCCGCCGGACACGGGCGCUCGGUCACUCGUCCGGGCCCUUGCACCAGCCGACGACGAUGGCGCCCGACGCGGCCAUCCGGCACUCGGCGCCGAUCUUCCUGCAGAAUGACGCCGCCUCGACGACGACGUCGUUAUCACAGUCAAUCAAGCCGCCUGCGACCACGGUCGGGGGCUCGGGAAUGGAGCUGCGCUACGCGAACGUUAUCUUGUCGGCCGAGAUGCUGCUCUCGGCGCUGAGACCGGCGACCCGAGACGAAGACGUGCAGGACGGGAUGAUGGAGCUGUCCAUGAGAGACGAGCUGUACAAGAUGCUGCCCGAGACCAUCCGCGCGGCCGUGAAGGCCAAGCUGAGGGAGAGGCUGCGAGGACAGCAGGUGGACGACGAGGCUGCCGCGGCGGCGAUGGACGCCGUGGAGAGGGUGCUGCGGUGGCUGGGCCCGAUGGCGCAUGACACGCUGCGGUGGCACGACGAGAGGGGCAUGGAGCGCAAGCAGCGGUUCAGCAUGAGCCCACGAGUGACCAUGGUGCAGACGCUGCAUUUCGCGGACCGUCGGAAGGCGGAGGCUGCCAUCGUGGAGGUGCUCGUGGAGCUAAGCUGCGUCUGCUGGUACGAAGACCAGCGGCGCCGGCCGGCUGACUGGGACGACUAGCUGGGCUGGCGCUCCGUGCGUUGUGUCACGUGUAAAUAUUACGACAAACAUGUAGGAAAAACAUUUGUGUACAUACGUGCACUAAAGAGAAGUCAAUUGGUACUCGCUCGGUCUAAAAAUAGGUAUCUCAUUUUGUCUGCAUA
Molecule: messenger RNA, 2018 nt
Organism: Lolium rigidum
Lineage: Eukaryota; Viridiplantae; Streptophyta; Magnoliopsida; Poales; Poaceae
Product: protein PSK SIMULATOR 1-like
Exons: 2
Coding region: 445-1875 (476 amino acids)
Biological process (GO): positive regulation of growth
Source: RefSeq, a predicted model, not a curated record